GCUAGUGAAACAAAACCUGACUAUAAGGCUGCAAAGGGGCAAUCAGAAGAGAACGGGGGCUAAGGGAGGGGCAAUAACACAACACAGGGAGUGUUUCUCUUAUUGUAACCAGCCUGACAGCCUUUAUUUGCUGGUAUGCUGAAGACUGAGGAUGGGUGACUACCCAUUAUUCAUAGGCAGCAAGUAAAGGCGUGGGGGGAGGGUGUGUACAAAGGGGUGGCUGUGCAUCUAGCAAGGCUGCGUUCCUUUUAUUAUUUGAUACUGGAUAAUUACCUUACAUAGUGGGUUGCAGGCUUGACUGUGUGAUAUUAAAGAAAAAGGCUGUGUGAUAUUCUGUGAAGAAUUGGGAGAAAAGAGAUAGGACAAGGCACAGAGCAGCAGGUACAGAGAUACAGGGGGCACAGAGGAGUCACAGGAUCCCUGCUGGUUGCAGGGGAUGCACAUUAAUUGCUCAGUGCUGAGGAUCCAGGAGUCAGUAUUGGCUGUUAUUGAUGCUCCUGGCCUGCUAUAGCCAGUUAUCACCCCAGCCUCUCACACCAGCAGCAGCAUCCUUCAGCUUAGCACCAUGGUUGGAGGAUUGCACCCUGCCUCUGCCCCCAGGCUGAUCGGACCCUUAGCUCUCUGCUCCACUUCCUCGGUGCUCUUCUUUUUAGCCCUCUCGGGUGUGCAGGCGUCCAACCAGCUCCCCAGUGAGUGCCAGAAGGGGAAAGGCAUCAACUGCUCAGAACUAAAUGUGAGAGAGUCUGAUGUACGACGGGUAUGUGAUGAGUCAACGUGUAAAUAUGGAGGAGUGUGCAAAGGCACUGGGGAUGUUCUAAAAUGUGCCUGCCAGUUUCCGUGCCACACCAAUUAUGUUCCAGUGUGUGGAUCGAAUGGAGACACUUACCAAAAUGAAUGCUUCCUUAGAAGGUCUGCUUGUAAGCAACAGAAAGAUUUAACUGUAGUAGCAAAAGGACCCUGCUAUUCUGAUGUCGCAUCAGGAUCUGGAGAAGGAGAGUAUGAAGGAUCUGGGACUGAGGUUCACAGGAAACAUUCUAAAUGCGGAGCUUGCAAAUAUGGGGCAGAAUGUGAUGAAGAUGCAGAAGAUAUUGGGUGUGUGUGUAACAUAGAUUGCAGUGGACACAACUUUAACCCCGUCUGUGCCUCUGAUGGAAGUUCUUAUUCCAACCCCUGUCUGGUGCGUGAAGCUUCGUGUCUCAGGCAAGAACAGAUUGAUGUGAAACACCUGGGAAGCUGUACAGCAGCCGAUGACACAAACCCCAUUGGGAAGAAAGAUGAUGGGAUACGCACGGAGGUGAAAGAUUCCAGUGAUCAGAGAGAAGACGUCUACAUGGGAAACUCAAUACCUUGCACAGAAAAUUACAAUGGUUAUUGUGUACAUGGCAAAUGUGAAUUAAGUUAUACAAAUCAGAAGGCAUCAUGUCGGUGCGACUCAGGGUAUACCGGUCAGUACUGCGACAAAACAGACUUCAACAUUCUUUACGUAGUACCAAGCAGACAAAAGUUAACACAUGUCCUUAUUGCCGCCAUUAUUGGAGCUGUACAAAUUGCCAUCAUAGUUGCCAUUGUAAUGUGCAUAACAAGAAAAUGUCCAAAGAACAACAGAGGACGUCGACAGAAGCAAAACCUCGGCCAUUUUACAUCAGACGCAUCAUCACGAAUGGUGUAGCCUCAAUGUUUUGUUUUUUUUCCCUUGUUUAUUUUUUAUACUUACAUUGACCAUGUGAUGUACAUUUUUAUUAUAUCUUUUUUUAAAGAAUGGAAAUAUUUAUUUCAGAGGCCUUAUUUUUGGACAUUUUAUAGUUUAGCCUUGUUGCUUAUCUGUUGUACAUGCAAAUCAUCAGGUCUGACAGCAAUGGACUGAUACAGAUUUCAUUUUAUUUUAUUUUUACUUCCAUUUUCUGUAUUUGCUUUCGCAUGGUUGUGAAAUAGGCACAUUCUUUACUGUUAAAACAUCCCGAAUUGACGAACGCAUUUGAGAUGCUGCCACCAAAUUUGGGUUUAAGUUGUUAACUGAGGGCAAUUCAAAGAUUUCCGUUUUUGUAUGUAAAAUAAGCAUGGAACCCGUAGAAUUAUACUGCUAAGCUUUUUUUUUCCAGCAAAAGACAAACACUGUAGACUGAAAGGUUAACUGGAAUCAGCUUAGCACUAUGGCUCAACCUCAGCGUUCUACAAAAUGGUGGCCAGAGUCAUCACUGCAUCCCCGCAACUGGUUGCUCCUAUGGAACACAGGCUAAGGCCCUCCUCUUGUAGAUAGUGAACAAAGUUAAAAGCAAACAAAAGAAAAAAAGAAAAACCUUGCAAACAAGGCAUGAGCUAAAGGUUAAAAAAAUGUUUACAGUUUACUUUUUUCUAACCAGACUUCGUAGAAGACACUGUGUUUAAAUAGAUAUUUCAAUGUUUUAUAGGACUUAGUUACUGAUGGGUUUUUUUAAGAUACUGGCUAUCGCAUGAUAUGUGAAUUGUAUACUGUGAGUAGUGGUGAAAUGUUAUAUAUCCUAUCUGGUUAAACCCUGUGACUUUUGACCCAGGUGACCUGUUUAUCAAGGCUGAGGUGGGGCAGUAUGUGCUUAUUUUGCGGUGUCUAAAGCUAUCUGUUCUUUUUCAGUUGAUUGUAAGGACGUUUAAUUUUUUAUUUAACAUUUAGAAAAAUAGAAAAAAUAGAGAAUUUGACCCCCAAAUUUGACACCACUCAAACAGGUGCUACUGAAAUGUAUCCUGCACUUCUGCCACGUUCACCUCAUGAUAAAUAUGUCAACUUUUAAAAAAUGUAACAUUCGGUAAAUCUGGAAAAAGUUUCCUUAGCUCUGAAGUGAAUUGUAAAUCUCUCUCAUAAAAAAAUCUUUUGUUACAUUUAGAUAAAUGUUAAAUUAUGUAAAUUUAAAAUUUGGAACACCUAAAAAUAAUAUUGUUGUUUUGGACACCAUUACCAAAAUAAAAAAGCUGCUUUCAUAACAAAUGAGAUUUUUUUUAAAGGAAUUAUUUGUCAUUUUGUUUAGAACAUUCCUGACUGUCUAUGGCAUUUGUGUUUACAAACUUUAAUAAAAGUGUCACAACCUA
Bombina bombina (fire-bellied toad) is the source of this 3060-nucleotide messenger RNA. RefSeq names its product transmembrane protein with EGF like and two follistatin like domains 1 (gene TMEFF1). The record is from RefSeq and is a predicted model, not a curated record. Gene Ontology annotation, molecular function: protein binding. The transcript is spliced from 10 exons. NCBI's taxonomy places the organism in Eukaryota, Metazoa, Chordata, Amphibia, Anura, Bombinatoridae. Bases 566 to 1669 code for a protein of 367 amino acids.